This is a messenger RNA of Impatiens glandulifera, 541 nucleotides long. RefSeq names its product translationally-controlled tumor protein homolog. Gene Ontology annotation, molecular function: calcium ion binding. Lineage: Eukaryota; Viridiplantae; Streptophyta; Magnoliopsida; Ericales; Balsaminaceae. The record is from RefSeq and is a predicted model, not a curated record. Gene Ontology annotation, cellular component: cytoplasm. The transcript is spliced from 5 exons. The coding region runs from base 1 to 507 and encodes 168 amino acids.
AUGUUACUCUACCAGGACUUGCUAACUGGGGAUGAGCUUCUCUCAGACUCCUUCCCUUAUAAGGAAAUUCAUAAUGGGAUCUUGUGGGAAGUUGAAGGAAAGUGGGUGGUAAAGGGUGCUUUGGAUGUGGACAUUGGUGCUAACCCGUCUGCUGAAGAAGGUGGUGAAGAUGAGGGUGUUGACGAUCAAUCUGUCAAAGUUGUCGAUAUUGUUGACACAUUCAGGCUUCAGGAGCAACCUGCUUUCGAUAAGAGACAGUUUAUGGCAUACAUGAAGAAGUUUAUCAAAGUGUUGAUAACAAAGUUGGAUACUGCUAAUACAGAGGUAUUCAAGAAGAACAUCGAAGGAGCUAUCAAAUUUUUGUUGUCCAAAAUCAAUGACCUCCAAUUUUUUGUUGGAGAGAGCAUGCUCGACGACGCCACUCUAGUCUUUGCCUACUACAAAGAUGGUGCAACUGACCCGACAUUUUUAUAUCUCGGCCAUGCUUUGAAAGAAGUCAAGUGCUGAAAUAACAAGAAUUUAGACAUAAUUAUUAGUUUAG